UAAUAAUAAUAAUAAGCAUCGUCAUAAUCAUCAGCCGCAGCAUAAUCAUCAUAAGUGCGUGUGUAGAUGUGUCGCUGCUCGGGGUGAAGUGGCGAAGGCGACAAUGGAUCUUUGCUUGUUGCUAUAAUUGCUGAUGUUUUUUUUAUCUUGCAUUAUACGGCAUCGUUCCGCGACGUCGUGAACAGCAGCAACAGCAGAGUCAUGUCGUAGUCGCCAUUCAAAAAUAGACCAACUGACCGACCGAUGGCCCUCACGAGAACGCUUCAUCGUCAUCAUUACCAUCGUCAUCAUCACAAUCAAAACAAUACUGAAUGCAGUGGAGUGUACCGUUCUGCGGCAGCCGGACAGCAACAACGGCGGCAGCAGCAAGUACAGUCGUCGUCGUCUAUAAUCAGUAACAACACGGACGAGUGCCACUGUCUGGGUCCGAUACGGGCGACAACAGCAGCACCCCACAAUUGUCGUGACGCCGUAGGCUGCAAUUACGACCACUCUGGCCACAGCAGCGGCAGUGAAUAAAGUAGCUGAUAGCGGCGGUAUACAGCUACGGUAACGGCCGCAGUCGUUGCAGCGGGUGUCCGCGAGCGACAUACGAAAAGCACCAGCUCCUGCCAACAACGACGGCGACAACAAUAGCCGAAGGAGAUUUGUUCCGAUCGGCAACGAUUACUGCAGUGGGCAGCUGCAGAAGCUUUCUCUACUUACUAAUCUGUCUGCCCGCUGCACCUGCUGCCCGUAACAGAGGACACUUGUCGCACCUCGUGGCGCUUCCGCCGUUACUGUACCCCCCUGAUUAUUCAUUACUUCCCCACUUCGGUUUAAUUCUCCACCUGAAGCAGCAGUAACAACGGCCGGGAAAGAGGGAGAGAAAUAACAACAUUCGACGACGGGGGCGGGGGCACUUUGCGGAAUAGCUAUCGCGCGCGCAGUUUUAAACAACUCGAUAACUGCCGUCCCCGUCGCGGUUUGGUCACACUGUUAGUUACGUGCUGUGUCAACUGCAGUGGCCGACGCUGGAAAACUGUGCGGUGGAAGUAGCAGUAUAGUACGGCCGCGACCCCAGCAGCAGCGACGACAACAAGCGACAGCACCGAUCAACUGCACAGUCGUACAUUGAAGCGAGCCCAUAGUAUCACAGAGCUUUGCAGUGGCAUCAUCUUAGCGGCUGCCUCGGCUGCGGCUGCUCGUCUCGGGAACGCCAACGAGGAGGACGACCGGCCGGCGGGCCGGCCGGACGUCGUAUCAGCAUUGCAACGACGAGGACGACCGCAGCAGCAGCAGCAGCAGCGACUGUCGUCUGUUGCGGUAUGAGAAGGCGUGAGCUAAAGGCGAGUGACUCCGUACUGUCAAUGGAUUGUAGCCAAAGUGUCAUUUGUAACACGUCGAUCAACAAUCAACCUUGCGAUAGCUGAACUCAAAGUCAUUUGGAAUUCUGGCCAUCAUUCGAGUUAGGAAGGUGUCGCUUGCAGUAUAAAUAACCGGACUGGCUGACAGGACGAAUCAAGCACGGGCAACACGUGGAGAAACAAGAAGGAAAAGAUCGGAACAGACAGACACACGUAAUAGCGGCAGACAGUGCAGUACGGUGAUCGUGGCAUAUACCUUGGCGCACCUCCACGUUGUUCACCGUUCUUGUAAUUUACGAGAGCAUUUGCAAUAAAGAUUUCCCUGGCGCAGCGAUCCUUUGUCUUUGGCUGCAUGGCUGGUGUUUAUAUGUGUCGCAUCAGGCGUAUGACUUCGCGAUCUGUCAGUUGUGCACAUGUUCGGCAUUUCCUCGAACAGCCCGUGAAUUUAGUGACAGAAAUACCCACAAAAGCGUAUAAAUAGACAAACACAGAUUUCCAGGAAAGGAGAAAAAGAAACGACAGUAGAAGCAAUUGCGACAGCAGCGGCAGUCUGUUGUUACUCAGUCAGCGGCGGUGGUCCGAUUUCAUAUCAAUACUACCUACAUACCCACCUUCAGCGGACUCUGCUUUGUCAGUCUGGGCGCGUAUAUUCGUAAGACGCUGCUACGCCUUUACGUAACGUGGCUCGACUCCAGCAACUGGACAUCUGGGCUCACAGCACUGUGUCAGCCCGUCAGGUGUGUCCUCCACGCGCUCUGAAGCCACAGAGGCCAGCGUCAACGUCUUUGCUGUACACUAGGUUGUGGUUGUAGGCCUCAAAUGGAAUAAAAUAGUCGGCCUCUGGUUUUUUCUGACUAUCCUUGUCAUCCAGGCUCAAGCAGGUGUUCGCGUUUCGUUUAUUCCAAGAAAUUCACCGGGUUCACAGAAUUUCUCUCGACGACGUCAACGACAACGGUCCGUCGUCGAUCUCGUUGCGCUACUACUUUCUUUCCCCUACUUACGAGUGUGAAUCGAAGCCACCUGAAUCUUUCGCAUGUGUCACAGAAGCCAUACCGGUGGAACAGUGCCGACCUCAAAGGAGCUAACAUUGCGAAUAACGGACCUCAUUACCGAUGGAAACGAUAAACUGAUCUGUUCAAGUUGGUGUUCUUAGUAGUGGCCGAUAACCGAAAAAACCGCUCGUGGAGGGAGAAAGUGAAGGUGUGAGAGAGAAGGAAAGAGCGUUAUCGUGCUUAUACAUGAGCUGCACCGGCUCAACGUGCCAACGAAAAAGAAGUGCACGAGUGUACAACGUCAAGUGAGGUGAGGCGUCAAUUGAAGUGAUUGUGUUGGUCAUUGGUGGUUGUGCCGUGGUCCGUGAUUUGUGCGCUGCUCGAUCGGAGGCUGAGGAAUAUUAUGUGAGCCCGGUGGAGCUCGCUGCCGUCCAUUCGGGCCAGCCGCAGCAGCUCCAGCGGCAACGGCAGCCCCAGGCGAUCAACAGCAGCCACCAACUGCCCCAGCAGCAGCAGCAACAGCAGGUUACCACACAACACAUGGAUAGCCGAGCGCUCAGGCCGGGCCAUGAGGCGGCGUCGUCGCCGUUCAAACACGGCCAUCGCGGCAUGAGCAGCCCGCCUGGGGCAGCUCGUGGCUACCCAUUCCCAGGCAGCGGAGGUGUGGCAAUAACGGGCGUUGGUGGGGUAGGCGGAGUAGCCAGUGUGGGAGCGGUACUGGGUGCUGGAGGUGACCCAGCGCGGCCCUCUCCUUAUCCGCUCUACUUACCAUCAUUUCGCGACUCGGACGUCGCUGUGGCAGCCUUUCAUCAGUCACCUGAUUUCCAGCUGCAGUUAGCGCGGUAUCAACAAUUGGCCGCCCAGCAUGCUGCCCAACAGCAUGCGGCACAAGCCGCCCAGGUGGCUCACGUCCAACAGGCUGCUGCCGCCGCUGCCGCUGCCGCCGCGGCGGUGCAUCAUGCAGGUCGCGAUGAUGCACCGGUUGUCCGCCGGCGACCCUCGUUGCUGCCGCCAGGAGGCAUGCACGACUGGUCGGAACACAACGGAGGCGGUUCUGCCCAUCGCAGCAGUCUCGAGGUGGCUGCGGCGGCCGCAGCAGCGGCGGGAGGAUAUGGCCCUGUGUCGGCGCGCGCACUGUAUGCGAAUACCGCUUUGGUUGAUGGCCAGGGUGGCGUCAGUAUGGCGGGGCUGCCGCCAGGCGUCGCAGGAGUGGAUCCACACAAACGGCCCCGUCUCUCACAGCCACUUGUCAUUGAUACAUCGGUUGGAGGGGGCGGAACAGCCGGCGGAAUUAGCGUUAAAAAAGAACCUGCAUAUAUUCCUCAAGUUGAGGCUAUCUCGCCAACGUUACCAGAAGAGCGUAGCUCAAAGGAUGAAUUGGUAGCUCAGAUAAACAAGUUGGAUAGAGAGAUUAGCCAGCUAGAGAGUACGACGAAUAAGAUGCGGAAGAAGCAAGCUGAUCUUGAAGCACAUGAGACGAGAAAAGGUGCGGAAGGUGACGAGUGUGCUACGGGCACCGAACGACAAAUGACUCCGGCGCAGGUCGUCUACGCGGACAACCGCUCGAAGGCUCAGGCCGCACAUGCUUUGCUCAACGGCUUCGGCCCCAAAAUAUCGCUUCCUUUGUACAAUCAACCGACGGACACGGCCGUAUACCACGAAAACAAAAAGAAGUUCGCUACCUUCAAGAGUCGAUUAAGUGCGUUCCUCAAACGGCGUCACCAGGAGACGUCCAAGCGAGACGAGUACCUGAGUAAAAACUACACGCACCAGAUGGGACUAUGGAUUAAGAAGCAAGAACGGCACAUUGGCAACAAAGCAGCCGCGGCAGCUCGCCGCGUUAAGGACCAGAAGUUGCGCGAAUUCUUCGAGAAGCAGUUCCCUGAGUUGAAGAAGCAACGCGAGGAGAAGGAGCGCUUCUCGCGCGCCGGUCAAAGGGUCCGCAGUGAUGCUGAGAUGGAGGAGAUCAUGGAUGGGAUCCAACAACAAGAGGACGAGGAGAAACGAAUGCGUUCGUACGCCGUCGUCCCACCCCGACUGCUCGAUCGUUGGGAGCGUUCAAUACGUUUCCUUUCAGAGAAUUCUCGAGUAGACGACCUGGCGUCCGAAUAUAAGGAACGCCAAUCUCUUACUCACUGGACGGAAGCGGAGAAGGCAAUCUUCCGCGAAAAGUACGUCCAAUUCCCUAAGAACUUCGGCUCGAUAUCGGCGUUUAUCGAAAGGAAAACUACUGCCGACUGCGUCCAGUACUAUUACAUGUCGAAAAAGAGCGAAAACUACAAGCGUCUCGUACGGAAACACAACGCGCGGAAACGAACGCGCAACAACAAUGUCGCCAGCAAUCGCAGCCAACAACAAAACCAGCAACAGCCCCAGCAGGCGGGGGCUUUGGCAGGCGCCGCCGCCUCGAGUUUGAGCGCAAAUUCAGGCGGUGGUGUGUCUGUUUUGCCCCAACGGCGGCAAGCAGCUUCCUCGGAUAGCAGCAGCGCCUGUACAACUAGCAAUGGGGUUAUGUCACCGACGGAGUGCGCCUUGUGUAAAUGUUCAUUAAUUGUUGGUCCGGGCGGAGUGACGGGGGCUUCAGAGGAAGGAAGCAAUGCUAGUGUUGCGAUUGGAGCGCCGACGCCUGGGGCGACGGCAACAACAGCUGGAGCCGAUGCAGCUACUGCAAUUAGUACCACCGGAUCGGCAGACAACACUGGAGCAUCCGGAAGUGUUGCCGCUAGUGGGUACGUCGAAGACAGCGAAAGUCGUAUAUUAACUAAAGCCAAUUGUGAUCUAUACGGACUGACCGCCGAACAGGUGGUAGCAGCUGGCGGUGAAUUGCGCGUCUGCGCCCGCUGUCGCUUUAACACAAACGAAAACGUUGCGAUGCGACUCUGCCCAAUUGUGGGCUGCGAGAGGCGUGUACGAAGAUUGCGAACACUUCUACCGAGAUGGUUAGAACGGCGCGAUCAGCAAUUAGCAGGGCAGCAGACGGGCGGCCCUGGGUCACCCGAUCUCAAGCAACUAAUACCAAACGGUGUACAUAAAUGCUGCUCGGUAUGCUUCAACAACCUUACGCGGCGUUACGAACCGCACGAGGGCAGAGGACACGCUGAAGCAUGGACUAACGCCGAAGUCGAGCUCAUCCGAACAGCGCUUCGAAUUUAUGGCACAGAUUGGGCAGCGGUCUCUUCUGUCGUUGUAACUAAAUCUCGAUUACUGUGCAAGAAUUUCUAUGCGCUCAAUAAACGGAAACAUAACUUACAUCACAUGGUUAAUGAGUUCCGAAAAGCGGAAGGACGCGAUGAACCCAUGUCAGAAGCGGAAGACGAGGUGGAAGCUUCUACGUUGACGUCCGCGACGAAGCAUUGCACUUCAACAAACGAGAUCAAUAAUGGCAGUGCUAUCAAACAGGAGCCACCGGAAAGAAGGCACAGCACUUCAACUACCAGCGAUACGGCGAGCGCGUGCAGUCCCAAAGACAUCCAGGAAAACGAUGGCAACUGGGAAGCUGGCGUCGUCGACGGCGGAACAACGGAAGGCGCUCGUGAGCGCAGGCGAUCUCAUCACCACCAGCUACAAACAGCAGCAACAGCAAUAGGGGGAGUAGGAUCAGGAGGUUCAAUAGGGUCAGGAGUAGCAGCACAUCAGGCACAGCAGCAUCAACACAGAACACACAGCGUAUCGGAGUCGAACUGUGCUACGGUAGAUGGCUAUGACAGCAGUGCAACUGUUAGUGCGGAUGAGGGGGAGUCGUUGAAUAAGGCCAACGCAAACGCCGCAGUAACAACGAGUACGAGUAGCAGUAAUGCCAGUAGCAGCAUUGCUGCCGGUCUGGCGCUGGGCCAGAACCCUCCGUCGGCAUCUGCACCACCUGUUGCGCCUGUCGCGACACACACGCGAACACCACUGCCGCCAGGCGGUCAUCAUCCAUCUCACGUCGUUGGACAUCACCCACACUCGCAACAGCAACAGCAACAACAACAACAGCAGCAGCAGCAGCAUCAUCACGGCGUGCCCUCACCGCACGCAGUGGCAGCGGCGGCGGCGGCGGCAGCCGAACGAGAUGGUCGGCCAGCGUCUUUACCGUUGCCGUCGCCGACACAUCCACACUCGCUCGUGUCAUCUUCGGCACAUGCGGCGACCUCGUUACGCACUAGCAGCGGCAGUAAUUUAACCAGCGCUGGCGCAAACGACUCUGGCAGCACUGGACCGACGGUGCGUGACCUCAUCUUUCAGACAAUCGAAAUGCAGCUUCAACAGCCGCCGCCAGGAACGGGCGGUGGCAGCAACAGUGGACCAGCACCAUCAUCAUCAUCAUCAUCAUCACAAGGUCCUGUCGCACUUUCUGUGCAUCGACCAAAGCCCGCCCAUACGCCGCAGACAAGCGCGGCCGAUUAUGAGGUGCAAACAUUAGAUCUGUCGAAGAAGCCGGCGCGGUCAACCAGCAGUCCACAAAUCUCGUCCACCGAAUACCGUAAAGUGUCUACGCCGACACGCUCCGUUGUCGAGCAGCUCAGCUAUUCAACUCCACCACCGGCUCACUCGAACAGCUACCGUGCCGCCCCCACACCGCCACCUUCAGCGCGGCAGCGCACGAACACGACUGCGGCGGCAGGUGCCUCUGCUACCAUGGCCCCAACUGUUCUUAGUGGGGCCAAGCAGCAGGGUUCAACCACUGCAUCCGGGCCGCCCCCGUUGAUCUCGAAACAGCAACAACAACAACAACAGCAGCAGCAGCAGCAAUUUGUGAUACCGCCACCUCAACAGGCCGGCGGGUCGAUCACGCAGGGGACGCCGCUCGGUGUCGCCCAUCCAGCCGCCGUGGCCGCUGUCGGCGCGCAGCAGCACCCGGCGUUCGGCGUCACCGUGGGCGGUAGGCACAGCCAGCCGUUCGAGAGAAAGGACGGAUCUAUCACGCUUGGCACACCAAUGGACUAUGGCAAGAAACUCUAUGAGCAGCAACAACAGCAGGCAGCACAACAACAGCAGCAACAGCAGGUACAACAGCAGCAGCAGCAACAACAACAACAGCAGCAGCAACAACAACAACAGCAGGUGACCUCCGCUGCUGCUGCUGCUGCGGCAGCGGCACAAGGGGUUACGGGUGAGCAGUACUAUCGAGCAGUGUACGCAAACUAUGCAGGCCUGCCAACAAGUGCAGCAGCAGCUGCCGCUAUGGCUCAACAAGCGCAAGUUGCACAACAACAAGCGGCCGUACACGCCGCACAGGCAGCUGCAGCAGCGGCUGCCAAUCAGAGCGGCGGGGGUGGUGGACGGGCAGCGACUUCGCAGCUGAUGAUCGACUUCAACACAUCGAAGCAGAUGCCACAGAGACGAGGCGGCGGCGGUGGUGGCAAUGAGAAAGCUGGCCGGGAAACGCCGCCCGUUGGCUUUCCAGGUGUCCUUGGUGUGGCCGGAGGGCCCCCAACCACUGGUCAUGCGUUCAUGCCCCCGCCGAUGGAUCGACAGAACGUUAUUCGCUGGCAAACAUCGGCAACGAAAAGUGUCAUCCAGGCUCCCGCGACGAAAUCGCGCUCGCCUUCCACGCAUGACCCGUUUCAAACACUGGUAAACGCCGCUGCGGCCCAACCUUCGCUUGUCAUUCCUCCACCUGGCGGCGGUGCUAGCGGAAAGGAGAGCCAUUCCGACAGAACGACACCCACGAAGCGAUCAGCCGAAGGCCUUGAGAAGUCCCUGCUAGAGAUGCAUGGCCAUUUAGGUGGUAGAGCGAGUCAGGCGGUAGGUCCAAAUAGCCAUCAUGGAGGGCAUCCGGUACAUGGGCCACAUCAGGGCCAAAGCCAUCCCCAUCCAGGUUCGCAUCCUAUACAGGCUCAUCCCGCUCAACAGAUGCGUUUAUUAGCAACAGCAGGCCGACCUCCACCUGGCCGCGUCGAACCCUUCAGUAAGGAGCAAUUCGAGAAAGAGAUGCGACAGUCGCACCGAGCCGAAGCUGACAGCGGCGAGACGGCGCAGAGGAUCUUUAGUGCAUCUUUUGCAAAGGACAACGCCCCGAAGAAUUCGGGUGGAUUAACAGCGGCCAAUCUUAUUGAUGCAAUUAUCACACAUCAGAUCAAUCAGGGUGAUCCGAAAACACUGAUUUCAUCAUUUAAUUCAGGCCCGCCACCAGGCACAGGCCCGCCCCCUGAGAAAGUGCCCCGCAUUGAGUUAGCAACCCCACCGGCCACAUUAGAUUGUAAAGAUCAAAGUGUCUCGUUGUCGCAGCAUAUUGCCGCUAUGAUCCAAAAGAACAUCUCGCACUCGGCCCCAGUUGAUCCGUCGCCAGAAUCUUGGAAACUGCGCAAGGCACUUACUCCACAGGCGCCUGGCGCAGGCUCGGUCGGUGCCGGUGGAGGCGGCGGUGUUGAGACGCCAGGUGUUGGCGUAGAUGCUGGCCCUCCGCCAUCGCGAGUACGAACACCGGCAAUUUCGCCGCUCGACUACAUGAAGACACGUAUCGAGGAGGCAAUGCGUGAACCACAAGAACGAAGUCCGCGGCCGACCCCAACACCUCCAAGCCGGCCAAGCUCAAGUCAGCCACCACCGAUCGCUCAGAUUCCUGCCUUGGGUCCCCGUGCGACACCGCCUACAACACCACAGCAGCAGGCCGGUGUCGGUCCCGGAGGACCAGAACCCCGCUCCAGCCCGGCGGAGAUGGUUGUUGACGAGGCAGGUGGUGGCUAUGCGUACCCUUAUAGUGCGCUCGGUGUGCGACUCGCUACCGUGGGUGUACCUAGCGUCCCUGGAGGUGCCCCACAAGGUCCAGCAACAACAGCAGCAGGAGGCGGGGGAGGAGGAGAUUAG
Molecule: messenger RNA, 9127 nt
Organism: Varroa destructor (honeybee mite)
Lineage: Eukaryota; Metazoa; Arthropoda; Arachnida; Mesostigmata; Varroidae
Gene: Smr
Product: nuclear receptor corepressor smrter
Biological process (GO): regulation of transcription by RNA polymerase II
Cellular component (GO): chromatin
Source: RefSeq, a predicted model, not a curated record